AUGGAGCUCCUCCUCCUCCUCUUCGUCGUCUGCGGCCUCCUGAUAACAGCAGCUGAUGGAAACAGUAAGAUGUCCGAGUUUUAAGGGGGAAUAUUUUUGAAUGAAUGGAUGAAUGAGCUAAAAAUACAGCAGCAUGAAGGCAAAGUUUGAUAGUUUAAUAUGCUUGAUGUUCAUCUCAUCCUGCCGGUAAGAUGUGAUGAUUUUCCGGUUUUGAGCACAGAUCCAUUUGAAACCUGCAGCAUCAUCAUUACAAGCUGUCAGACUGCUGCAGGUGUGUGUGUGUGUGUGUGUGUGUGUGUGUGUGUGUGUGUGUGUGUGUGUGUGUGUGUGUGUGUGUGUGUGUGUGUGUGUGUAAUCUCUUUGUGUAACCUGAGGGCUGCUGCAUCAGUUUGAGGUUUUGAUAAAUGAAGGAUCUGGGUGUGUAUCUGCUGCCUGAUGAUGUGUUUCACAUUAGCUGAAGCUGAAUCCACAGUAUUUUUAAAAAGUCAUAUUUAUUGAUUGUUUCCUGUCAAAGUUUCUGUGAGGAGUGAUUAAACAGGCUGAUAUAAGGCUGAUGCUUCUUUAUGAUCUGAAACAGGACUAACUGUAGUAAGACUGACAUUUCCUGUUGUUGAAGCCUGUAACUGCUGAGAGGGAGGAGGUGUCAAACAAAGAGCAGCAGGCAGGAAAACUGUGUUUUUAUUUGCAUGAGGAGGUUUUUCAUCUACAAACACUUUUUCAACAUUUACAGGACAAGGCCAACAAAAAGUUUCGAGCAGGGGCAGACCUAGAAAAAUAUCCAGGGGGUGGCACAGAGAUUUUAAAGAGUGGCAGAAACAAGUAAAGUACAACUCCAGCUCCAACAAAGUCAGCAGACUGUGUGAAAUGUUAAUAAUAAGAUAAUUUGAUGGUUUGUGAUUCAUUUACACACAAUUAUUCAUAUAAAAUACUACAAAGACAAAAUAAUGUGAUUAAUGAAAGUCUUUUUCUGACCUUGAAGCCAUCAACAAGUGUCAUGUAGAGUUAGUGCAGAGACAUGUUUACUGUUGUGUGUCAUCAGCUCUUCUUUUACUAACCCUCUGUUUACCUUCGUGAACCCAGGAGACCAGUUUCUGGACUUUGGAAGAGAAAUCUUGUCCCAUUUUUGCUGAUACAUGAGCCAAUGACCCAUGCUGUUAUAAUCUCUGCAGAAUGUGGUUUGUCAUUGUCUUGCUGAAAUAUGAAGGUCUUCCCUGAAAAACUCUUUGUCUGGAUGGCAGCAGAUGUUGCUCCUAAACCUGUAGAUAUGAUUCAGCAUUAAAGGAGCCUUCACAGAAGUGUGAAGAACCCAUGUUCAUGAACUGUGCACCUAAAACGAGCCAGAGGGUCCCUCUGUGAUCCCUGACAGUGGUUUCUGUGGUUUCCACUACAGAGUCCUGUCUGUUUUUAACGCAGUGCUUUCAAAGAUCAUGGUCAUCCAUUAUUAGGACCAGAACCUUCAACCUGAUUUCAGUCUUUUUUUAAACACAAAUCAACCUUUUAAUCCCAGUUUGAGUUCACUGUAAAUUCAUCAAUAUUCAUUAUGUGCAGCAGAUUAAACUUUUGAAAACUUCCCUCAUGCAGGUAUUAGACCAAAAAGUGAUUGUGCAUUUGCAUGUAAUUUACUUUCUCUAAGUCCUGAUCAUUGGUAGAAAACGUACAUAUUUAUCACUCAGUGCGCUCUGGUUACAAACUCUGAGCUCUAUAAAUUUGUGCACCGUUGUUAAUUCUGUUAAUCAUUUAUCCUUACAAAGAAAAAAAGCUGUCCGGCCUGUUUGUGGUGUCAGUCUGUGUGAGGUUGUUUAAGGUGAGGAGGGUUGGGGGCGGGGCUUAGCAACUCCAUCAACACUAACAGACAGCUGAGAUUAAAUCUGGAUGAAACACCUGAAAGUUCAUGUUUCUCAUUUGAGUCAAGACGUGAAGUUCAGGUUUGUCCUCUCUCUACUGAAGUGUCAGCGUAUCAGAAAGUAACACAGCGUUAGUUAUCUCUGUCGGUGUGCCAGCUGGUUCUCAGGAAGGCUCAGGAAGGUUAAGGUGUGCUCAGUAAUUCAGCGUGAUAUAGCUGGAAGGGACAAAAACUGUAAGGAUUGACAGCAGACCAAUUUGUAAUUGAAUGUAGACAGGAGAAAGAUAUACUUAUAUACUACUACUACUACUACUACUACUACUACUUUAUCAUAGCCAUGCAGAGAUACCUGUUAGUGUGGUUUGACUCAUCAGGCUGCAGAGACAUUGUCUAAUAAAAGCUGUUGGACCAACAGGUGUGAUAAAAGUUUAAUCAUUAGUAAAAAUAUGAGCGCUGUUAUCUCUUCUUCAGUGCUACUCACUCGGCUGAAUGAAUAGUUUAUUCUGAUCAGUCAGUUUAGCACACUCAUAAAGUUUAUGAUCUCAGCUCUCCCUGUUGACAAUGUGGUAAAAAUCUGUGAAACAUCUGUGAUCAACAUGGAGGAACUUUUGAAAAAGGAGGAAAAGGCUAAACUCAUAUCUUCCUAUAAUGUGUUAUUAAGUUAGUUCAUUAAAGAAAAUGUCAGUAAAGGCUGUUUCUUCAUCCUGCUGUGGGUCAUCUCCUCUACAACAGCAAUGAAAGGCAAUAAAAAUAACAAUAUAAAACAGUCGGUCUGCUGUAUUUGGUCUUGUUUGCUUUUGAAGGUCAUAAAGAACCAUCAAGCAUCAGUUUCAGUCUGUUUCACACCCAGUGAAAAACCCUCACAGCAGCUGCUGGAGACAAAAUGUGUUUCUUUUGACAACAAAACAUACACAUUUAUUCACUUAUUGUACUUAAUUUUCAUGUCAUCACAAUUAAAUCAACUGUUCUCAGAUAGUUAUUAAGUCUUCUAAUAGACUUCAGCAUUCUCUGUAGGAGUCAGACUGCUGUGAAUAUUUAGACUGUAGUUCUGACACUGAACACCAGGUGGAGCCUUGGCUUGUGGUGUGCAUUAAGCUUCAAGUAACUGAAUUCAGAAUUUGUUUAAUUCAAGAAAGUCUGCUCUUUUUUCUGUUUCAUGCUGAUUGUAUUGACUCAAUACAUGGUUGAAGAAAUAAUGAAAGAAAAGAAAUGACAAAUCAAAGCUCAGGUGAUGUACUGGACAUCGGUUUAGCUGCAAGAUUAGCAGCUUGUGAGUCACAUCAGGUCUUCAGUGAUUUCUCUGAAACUCAGAGACAGUCAGUCUGGAACAAAAGAUGAAAAUCCAGGAAAUAAAAAGUGUUAAUCUGCUGACAGGAUGGUGUUUGGAAGAAUCUGCUGAGGUCAUGUACACAAAACAGUCCAAUAAUGAAAUAAAAAAAUUAAACAUAAUUUCACGUGACAUUUUCAUUUAUUUCAUUUGUUUGGAAACAUACAGAUGAAUUUUUGUUAUUUUUCAGGUCCAGUGGUGGUGAAAGAAGACAGUGAUGUGGUUUUACCCUGUUCCCUCAGCUCUAAGGAGAACAUCGAGUCAAAGCUUUUUGACUGGAAGAAAGACGGUCACAUGGAGGUGUUCAUGUAUAAUGGUGGCCAAAUUUAUAGCAAAGACAGUGCAACUCAAGAUAAACAGUUUAAAGGUCGAGUCUCACAUUUUGGAGAUGAACUGAAGAACGGCAACGCCUCCAUAAAGAUCACAAAGGCCACGGUGUCUGACAGUGGAAUCUACAGCUGUGAUUUUCCACAUCUUCAGCCCAGUCAGACGUUCAACAUCCAGCUGGUUGUCAGUAAGUUCUUUCAUGAAACACUUGAAGAUGUGUCUGACACACUUUCACUAUCAGGACUGGUUUGAGAGUCACAGAAAGACUUUUUAACUCGUCAGAAAAUGUUGGGUUGACAUUUUUGACACAUUACAGAUUUUAUUAAACUGCACAUCCAAAUUUCAGGAGACAGUCUAGAUAAAACUUGAACAACGUGUAACUAAGUUGAUAAUAUUCCUCCUUGACAGAUGUUUGUUUGGUGUUUCAGAUAGUAUCAUAAACUUGAGAUUCAUUUUAGUCUAUGUACAUUUGUCCUCUUGAAAUCUCUGUAUUUAAAACUGUUUGAUACAAACACUUAGAAUCAUCAGUUGUGUUGUUUAUCAUAAAGGAUAUAAAAGUUAAAUUGGAAAAGUAUCACACAGGAAAAGAACAACAACAUUGUAUUUAUGUUUUUUCAGCUUAUUAAUAAAUGAUUAAGCAGCCAUUUAUUUUACAUGACAGAUUAAUGACAGUGAAGUUGUUCUGAGAUAUUUUACAAAGUGCAGUACAGAAAAUAUCCAGCAGGUGUCCACAGAGCUCUCUCUGACUUUUCCAAAGUAAAUACAAGUUAAAAUUUCAUUAUGAUACUAAUCAAAAUAUCCUUUUGUGGUAAAUUUGACCAUUCACGUACAUUCUUGACAUUUAAAUAAAGAUUCACAUAUUUUUUUAACAGUUAUCUAUGAUCUACUCUACUAUAUAAAUAAAGCUGAUGAACAGAUGGACUGAAGAGCUUCAGAUAAGAUGAAGUCAUGUUCAUGGAUGAAAGUCUGUCUAAUGGAGAAGUUUUCUGUAAUUAAAUCAUGUUAAUUAAUAUAUGUGCAGCUCUGGAUCAAUCUAUUGUUUAGUCAAAAUUAAUAACACACAACUUUAAGAUGACCAUUCAAAUCUUUACAGUAACAGAUGACACAAAUUUGUAUUUUCUUUCUUAUUUUUAUGAACAGAUUUAAUAAAUAAGAUGUAACAUGUUAUAGAAAGAAGUCUAAAGUGUCAGGUAGCUGAAUAUGUUUCACUGUUUGCUCUUUGUCCUGUAUACGAUGCUUAGAUACUGUGAAUGUGUAGUGAUUUCUUAUUUUACUCUGCACUGUAAAGUAAAUAGGACAGCCUCACUUUCAAACAUGUCUGAGGACAACAGAAGAAGAUGAGGAUCAGGUUUUUAAGAUAAACUGUGCAGAGCUGACAGUGAAGUUAAAACUCAGAGACAUCCUGAUAACUGGAUUAGAGGAGACUCCUGCUCUCAGAGUUAAAUCUUUCAAGAUCAGACGGUUUAUUAAAUCAGAGACUUUGUAUUCAGUUUUAGAUGUUUCUCAUAUCAUGUAUUGAAAUUCUCAUUUUUAUUGCAGUGAUAUCUGUGUACAUGCUAACCUUUGUUAUAUUUUGUUUUUCCUUUCAGAGUGCAUCUUAAAGGACAGAACAGCUGAAAACUGCUCAGGUGAGUCAUGAUGUCAUCAUCUACCUGAACAGGUGUGUGCGGAGUGUGACCUCACAGGUAUAAGAUCAUUUAUAAGACUUUACAUUUUUAAGGACCCGCUGUUUAGGGCACCACCCCUUAAUACACAGAAUUAUUUAUAUGCUACUCAUCACACAUCAUCCCAAACCAAAGAAACGAAUAGUUUUCUGUUUAAUUUGAGAAACUGAACGAUUUGGUGAUAGGAAGGUUCCCUGAGGGAAAAAAUUCCAGUAGCAUUAGUAUAUACUACAGAAAAAAGAAGAAGAAAAAAAGACACAGUAUGGUCAAAUAAGAAAGGAAUAAAAAUUGCAAUAUAAUGUAAAUGAAGAAUAAAGAUCUAAGUUUUUAAAUUAUUUACAUAUAAAAAGUUAGAUAUAAAGGUAUGGACAUUUGCACAUAAGGACAGUGACCAAAUUCACCAGCACUGGCGGCACCUGUGUCAAGUUUUAAUGGUGCAUUGUUAAGUGUAUAUCUAUGAUAAAGAAGUAAAUAAAUGCCUGGGUGGUAAAUUCAUUAGGGAAAUAAAAAGAGAAACUGUAUCAGUUCAGAUGCUGAAGAAAUGGGGUCAUCUAUUUUCUUUUAGGAAAAAAAAAACCUUUCACCAGGUCAGAGUCAUCAGUUUUUAACUUGAAAAAACAAUUCUCAAACUGGGAUAUAGCCGAGUGCAAACGCUCCAAACUAAGAGGUAAUUUUAAAAGCCUACCUUUUUUGUACAUUAUUUAUUUGUUAUUAUAAAUACAUUUGAGUGCAGAACAACAGUUGAUGGAGGGGGCUCCAUCCAUACUGACUGGCCUUUGACAAUGACCUCUUAAAAUGUCACCUCAUCUUGAAAAAUGCUGUGAUCUUCCUUUGAAUUUAAUUUUGGUAUCAUAAUACACAUGUAUGAGCAGAGAUAUAUGUUUUUUGAGGGGGUGGGGUGUUAGUCAUGUAAUGCUUUAUACAAUCUUAAUGAUCUGUUAUUUAUACUUCAUACAAAGGUGCAUGUCGGACACCAUCAGCCAAGACAAUUGAGGCAUCAGAUGAUCGGUCUGUGCUGCAGUGUGUUGUCGGGGGAGCUUCUCCUAGGCCUAAAGUCGAGUGGAGGGACAGUUCUGGACAGAUCCUUCCUGCUGAAGAGACAGGGGUCACAGGAAAAGAAAACAGUGUCAACAUCAUCCUCCGAACGACUGUGACCAAGACCGGCAUUUACAGCUGUGUGGUUACACAAGAGGGAAUUUGUCAUGAGGCCAUUGAUGAGGUGGCUGUGCUCAUACCUGGUGAGUUUUUUUUUCCCUGUAACAACAUGUCAAUACACUUUUGAAUAUUUUCAUGUAUUGAGACAAAACACUACAAGCUGCUUGAGUUCAGUUGCCAGUUAUAUGGAGACAACUUUUAUCUUCCAAAAUUAUUGUACCCUUUCUUUAAGGUUACAAUGUUUGUAGGUUAUUCCAAUUUCUGGUUUAUUAUUUAAGAAGGAUCAACUCAAUUUAAAAGGUGUUUCAAGAGAUGAAGUUAAUCUGGCCAACCACAAAAAUGUUUGAAACCAUUAAACAAAAAAAAAAAAAAAUGUCUUUACAGUAUAUGACCCCAGGGAAAUAGAGCAUAAUAGAGAUUUUAUUAAAAAUGAAAAUGCUUAGAAAUUGGAUUUAUCAGAUGAUUUAAAUGUGAAUGACGGAAAUGUAUAAAUGACUAUUGCAGAGCAGUAUUGAUAAAUGAUCAGUAUAAAAAUAAUGUUAAAGACAGAGUGUUGCACAGCUGUAUAAUUGCAGUUUAACUUCAGUGCUACUCUGAUGACAAUACGUUCAUGAUUAAAAAUAUUCAACUUCUCAGAAUCCAAUACAGACAUAGAUUAGUUCUCAUUCAGCUGGAAGUCCCCAUUAAAGAGUAAUGAGCAUCAUUAAUGUCUGUUUGGAUGAACCUCAGUGAUUUUACACUCACACUAAAUGAGCUGUUAAUGACCUGCAGUGACAUUUCCAGAAUAAGGUUUGUUUUUUACAAUUCUCUCAAAAGUAUGAAGACAGAAAUGAUGAACAGAGAAGUGUUGAUCAGUAUUAAAUAACAUCUCAACACCUUAUUUAAUCAUUUAUAUUAAACCAUAAAAAGCACAUGUAACCUCAGGUGACUCCACAGUUUCUUCACUGCCUUGUCCUCUGGAUGUGAUUCCUGAUACAAGUCUCCUCUAUUUUUCUAUACCAGGUUUACGUGAUAAUGAGUUACAAUUUCUGCACUAAUGUGAGCUACACCAAACAUCUUUUUGCUGGUAGAAGAUCUUAACGAAAAGUUACCUCACACCAAGUACCAAAAACACAAAAUAUGACCUGGUUACAUUAAAAUAAAGAUAGAGGAUUGUUAACAUAAUGACUAAAGUAUAAUUGAAUCCUUUUUGUUGAGGAAUGUGUCACUAAUGCAUUAAUGCUGUUACUCAGAAUUGUUCGGUCCUGUCUUCAGUUGUCCUCUCAGUGUAGACAGCAUGAAUACAUAUAAUGGUCAAAUUUACUCAUUCUUGCAGACAUUAAUCUGAAAAGAAAAACACCUGCUGCUCCAUGACUCAGUGUCAGAACUGUUAAUGGUAUUUUACUUGUCAACUUAUUUCUGUAGUUUUAUUCAAACUGGGUACAAGAGAAAAAUAUAACAACAGUGUAUUCUUAAAUUAAAUUGAAUAAAGGUAAGUUACCACAAAAUAUGUUCACAAAGUAGAAAGAUUACAUUAUAUUUUUAAAGUUUAUUAAGCUUUUUUGUGUAAGAUGAAUUUAUUAAUUCACUUGAUGUAUCUAUUAACUGUAGAGGAGAGAAAGUGUAGUUUCUAUCUGAGAUGAUGUAAAGAAAAUGCAGCAGCAGAAAAACCUGAAACCAAAAAGAAACAACCAUGAACUGAAUAAAUCGAUUGAACACAAAGUGGAAGUUUUCCACUCAAUAAAUCAAAUUAAACUUGAGGAGACCUGAGUAUUAUGACUGUGUUUAUAACAACAUUUUGAUGAAGUCAGCUGGAGCUUUAAUUAGCUGUCAAAUAAUCUCACAUUAAUCGAUGAUCUUGAAGUGAUGAGUGAAUCAGUAAGUUUGAUCUGAUUUAAUGUAAAUAUGAUAUUUUCUGACAUUGAAAGUGUAAAGAUUCAGGUGUUGUCCAAACUUCAUCAUGGUUCCUGGUUCUUAAUUAUACGAGUCAGAAAAGUCUUUACAGUCGUAAAUCUUUAUGAACUGUAAGUUAGAUGUGACGUAAACUCAAAUAUAGUUCCAAUAUGUAAUUGAUGUUUACAUGAUACUUAAUCUUGAUAAUGUUAAACUGAAUUUUAAACACACAUAUUUACAGGUGUAUUGUUGUUUUUGUUCUUUCUUUGUGUUUACAGAGCCACCUAGUUAAAGUGAUUCAUGUUCUGUGUGUUUUUGUUUAUUUAACAUUUAAAUUGUGUUCAGACUGAAGCAAAGCAAAGUGUGAUGAAGACACUGUUCAGUAUUUUUCAGUCUCAGUAAAAGUUUAAUUUCAAAACUGACUGAACUUUGUGAAAUGACAGAGAAAAGAGGAAGAGUUUAAUAGACUAGAGGAAACUAACAGAGAGAUUUGUAGUUUAUGAUAAUUAAUCUGAUCAGACACACAAAACCAGGAUUAUUAUUUAAUCUGUAGAGAUUUUAUCAGAAGAGAACAAAAAGGAUUUCACAUUUUUAGAAAAGGAUCAAAAGUGUUGAAUGUGUUUGUGAUUUGACUCCAUCUUGAUGUGGUUGGAGAGACUGAGAGGCUGAAAGCUGAAAAUGAUCCACUGAUGGAGUCUGGACUCUGGUGGUGCUGAGGGGAGGAUGCAGGAUGAGCUGAGGAGCUGGACUGAAACUGAGGAGGAGGAGGAAUCGAUUUGAGGAGUACCUCAGGGAUCAAACUGAAACAAUGACAGAGAAAGAGAGAGAGAGAGAAGCAGGAUGAUUGGUUGAUGAAGGUCGCUCUGAUUGGUUAAGUGCUUAUAGAGGAAACACCCAUGAUCAGCUGAUCACUGCAGCAGGAAGAGAAAAAGAAAGAGAGAGAGAGAGAUGACUUAUUGAAGACUCAGUGAAUGAAUGAAUGAAUAAAUAUAACCCAGUCUGCUUCUUGAACUUCUGCUGAGCUUCAUUCAUAAUCAGCUGUUGUGAUCCUGAUCCUGAAGACCCACAUGUGAAAACCUUUGAGGUGAAUUUAGAGACUGAAGACGUCAGAGCAGCGACUUCUGGAGUCUUAGAGAGAAAAACAGGAUGAAGUUAGAAACAUGAUCCAAUAUUUGUCUCUAAAACACACUGAGGUUCUCUGAGAGUUCAGUAGAUAUGUUCAUAUGGACCUGAAUAUAAGAAGACCCCCUUCUCAAGACUAACUUUUAGACUCCAUCAGGACCAAGUCUUGUUUUUGUGGAGAAACUCGAAAUCGAACUGAUAAUUAUAAUAAAACAAACUCAAUAAAUAAAACGAGAGGCUGAUCAGGGUUCAGACCCUUAAAAAUCAUUAAAAAGUAGAUUUUAUGAAUUUAAAGCUGUAAAAUGUCUGAAAAAGUCUUUUUUUUUUGAUGAGUCUUAAAUUUUAGAUGACACUUUGAAACAUGCCUGAAAACCUCAUGAAAUCCUUUAAUCAGUGUUUUAUUAUUUUAUAUAUUAAUCUUUCCUUAUUAAUAUUCACAUGACAGUUCACAGCACAUCCAGCAGUGUUUAAUGUUCACAUUCAUGAAUCAAAGAAAAAGAGGAAGAGAGAGGAAGAAGAGAAAAUAUAAGUUCAAGGAAAUUUGUCUGAAGGAUGAAAAACAUAAAGAAUAAAAGUCAGGAGGAAACAACGAUGAAGAGACAACAUGUGAGAAAAGAUCUUAAAAACUUUGAUUCAGAGUUUAGUUUGAACACAAAGUUUGUUCUGCUCUGUAAACUGGUCUCCUUUUCUCUGUGAGGGUCUUAAAAAGUCCUAAAUCUGAUUUUAAAAAGUGCACAUCAACCCUGGUUGUUUUAAACACCUUUUACAUAAAAUCAUGUUUUCAGUUUCUUUUGAAAUGAAAUCGUCACAUUUGAAUAAAUUCAUAAAGUCCACAUGUGUAAAUGGAGCAGCUGUGGUCAUAAUAUUUAGAGACUCUCAAAGUUGAAAUAAUAACCCACAGUCUGUUGGAUGGUGGACAGUUUGGUCAAAGUGUGUCUUUGCUCAGUUUUUCAGCUCACAGGUCUUUGAAGAUGAUCUCUUUGUGCUCAUUACAUUUGAUUACUCCACAUCUUGUUACUGUCGGACAGUUGUUUAGUGUCUCUGCUGCGUUCAUAACCGUUUUCUGCACUAAUGCAUCAUAACUCCACCUCAGCUGUUGAAGAAGUCUUCCUACUUUGGGACGUCUUUGCUCUGAUCUCUGUGUCUCUCCAUCUUUCAUCCCCCUGGUGUUGUAGCUGUGAUGGUUGGUUUGAGUCAUGAGGGGUAAACUUGCUCUGCAGAUGAGUGUCUCCAUCCUCUGCUGUGAUGAUUAUCAGUGUUUCAUUAAAGGAGACCUAUGACGCUCAUUUUCACCUUUGAUUCUGUCAGUCUGGGACACCUGUAGAGCAGCGCUGCUCGAUAAGCAGAUCAUGAAAAGUCUUUAUUUAUCUUUGCUGCUUUUCCACUGAUAUAAAGUUAGACACAGCAUGUGGGUGUUACUUUUUACACAGCUUUGUAGUCAUUAAACAACCUGAAAGUUAUGUCUUUAUAUUGUUGAAGCUCACACUAGCUCCCCAUUAUAGGUUAGCUGUUCUUCCAUUAUCUGCUGUUGUAAAUGUUUGUGUUUAGUCUCUUCAUGAAGGUCUUUAUAGAUGAACAGCUCCAGCAGGUUUCAGGAACAGCUGAACCUCAAAUCCAACUCGUACUGGUCUUUGUUUACUAAGGAGUCAUCAGUGAAGUGGUGAGCACAAACAGCUUCAUUGUUGUCCUGAAAACAUCGAAUCUUUUGGCUGUUUUCUGGAGUUUUUAUCUUUGGGAAGAGAAAACAGCUCAGACUUUCCUUCACAACCACAAAAACACUUUGGAUCAACGUUCAGAGACAUACUGAGUCAGCAAAGAGCAGAGAGGAGCUUUGACAUGGACUUUCUAUGUGAGGGAAGAUUUAAAGGAGCUGCUGGGUGGACAUGUCCUCCAACAUUGUCCUGAUAGGACCACAGAUCCUGAAGUCAUGUUUCAGGACCGGUUUGGCAGAGUUUCUGAAACAGCUGAUCAGAGAAGACGAGACACACGUCUGUAAAUCACACCAACGUCUGUGUGUUUUCAAACUUUAUAGAGGUUUAGUGAAGACUUCCAACAUCGUAACAUCAUAUUUAUAUAUUUAAAUACGUGAAUAGAAACUGUCUCAUAUUGAGGUCACUUCAGUAAUAACUCAGAUUAUAUAUAAAGAGAGUGUUUUGGUUGUUGCCGGAAUUUACAGCAGCUAAUAUAAAAACCAAACCUCAAAGUCAGCAAAAUCUGUCUAAAGUAGUUCACCAUCCUUUAAAAGUUUGUUUUUUUAAAUGUUUAUUAAAUCUUUACAUUCUAAGAUCAGAGCAGGUUAUAUGUAGUGAUUGUAAAGUUUUAUAAAGUCAAAGUAUUUCCUCCUCCAGUUCAGUAAAGUUCAGAUAAAAUGAGCACAUAGAUCCAGAUCUUCUGCUGCAGUUGUCUCAAAUUCAGACUUUGUUCAUGAAGAGCAGCUGGUCUCAGAAACAGGAUGAAGGUCCAACAUCCUCCUCCUCACUACUGAGAGCAAAACCCAAACCAAGCUGUGAGCUGAGCAGCCGAGCAAACUGAGAAACUGAGCAUCACUGUUGCUGAUCACAGUCGUCCCAGAGCUACACACACACACACACACACACACACACACACACACACACACACACACACACACACACACACACACACACACACACACACACACACACACACUCCUCUUCUCUGUGUGUCACCUCCUACCUGCUGUCUGACAUUUCAACACUCUGACUGAUUCACUAACUCUCUGUUUUCAGUUUCAGAGUUCCCCACUGGAUUGACUGUUACUGCUGCUGUUUUCUGCCUCCUGUUCCUUGUUGUAAGUGUUCUCCUUGUGCUGUCGACCACUGGUCGCAUCAACUGUAAAAAGGGUGAGUAAAAUAUUUUAUCAACAUAUUCAAGAUAAACACAACAAAGUCUUGCAAUUUUAUCUUUGGUUUAAAGUCUUUUCAGUUGUUUUAUUUCGUCAGACAUUCAGUGUUAAGCUUGAUUUUACACACUUUCUGAUAUCAUGAUCUUUUUCUUCUUGCAGAUGAGGAGAAGAGAGAGACCAUCAAAGAAACUGAAUCAGGACUUCUACCUGCAUGA
Xyrichtys novacula (pearly razorfish) is the source of this 12388-nucleotide messenger RNA. The record is from the annotation of a GenBank genome assembly. NCBI's taxonomy places the organism in Eukaryota, Metazoa, Chordata, Actinopteri, Labriformes, Labridae.